Molecule: messenger RNA, 1378 nt
Organism: Rubroshorea leprosula
Lineage: Eukaryota; Viridiplantae; Streptophyta; Magnoliopsida; Malvales; Dipterocarpaceae
Source: the annotation of a GenBank genome assembly
UGGUGAAGGCAGUUGGAUUUAUACUUAGAAAAUAAGAGGUCGAGAUAGAUUUGAUAGAGUUUAGAAAAGGGGUUGAAUUUGAUUGAAUCCAUCUAAUUUGUGAUUUUUUUAGCCUUAAAGAAAUGUUUUCAGGAGGGGGGUUAACAUGUUCUUGAGAAAUGAUGUUUGGUCUUUGUUUUAAUAGUUAUUAUGACUAGCAGGCUGUUCCAUUUUGUUAUUGAUCGAUAAAAGAUCGUGUAUUUUCGUUUCACUUAAUCCACUUUUCUUGAUGCUUAAUCCCAUUUACAGCCUGCAGUAGUUUUUUAGGUUUGCUGUCCUUAAUGUAUUCUCAUUUUAUGAUGCCUCCAUUGUUGUUCUUUGUCAUGAAGAAGUCUGGCCUUUUCAGAUGCAACUUAUUUCAUUUAAGUGGAUUGGCUACUGCACCCUGGAGGUUUUAAGUAUGUUUUAUUUAUUUCUCCUAUGUUAUGAUAUCUCUUAAUUUUAUUUUCUUGCUUGAUUUGGCUAGAGAAUUAUAAAUGCUAGGUGUCCAAUUUAAUUUUUUGGUAAAUGAGGUGAAAAAAAAGAAGCUUGAGGAAAAGAAUGGCAUCAUCAUGUGCUGUGGGUACUUUGUUUUCUUAACCUGUUAUGCAUCAUCAUGUGCUGUGGGUACUUCUACAUGGUAAAUGUGUUUGAUUGUUAUUUCUUUGGUUAAUACUUGCUGUUGGGUUUGGGUGGUUGUGUAUGUUGAAGAUAUAGGAAACCAAAUUAACCAAUGAAGGAAUCUGACUUGAAUACUGAGCCUGUUGGCCAAAACCUGUUAAAGUUGAUAAGCAAUCUAUGUUUCUCAGUGUUUCUCUUCUCAGUUUUUAUAUAUUAUAUACUAGAUUAUGCUUCUUACAUAUGUCAAUCCUUUUUAACAUUAGCAACUACUUAAAUAAAAGAAAUUGGAUUCUAUUUAGUUUUUUGGCGGUGACAGGUGAAUAUAUACUUAAAUGUUUACUUUUUUAGGCUGACUAACUGAUUAACUGUCUACAUAUCAAUUUGUUUUUGGAUGGUUAUUCUUAUAUUUCUCUCGCAAAUGUUCGAACAUACAUUGCAAUUGAUAAUGUGCUACUGUCAAUUAUUAUAUAUUAGACUAUGAUACAGAUAUAGUUUCUCCUUUGUGUUUGGAUCUCAAUAUAGUUCUUCUCUUUGUAUCAGACUGACUUAUUGAAUUUUGCAGGUUGAGUGGGCAGCAUUUGAUAGGACAAAGAAGGGAAGAUAGGUGGAGGGGUUCCUUAGCAUUCUGGUGCCUCUAAUUCUUAUUUAUCAGAAUGCUUACGAUUCCCUAGUGAAGUUAAUGGAAAAAGCUGUUAGAAUGAGAAUUGAUUUUUUUUUUUAUUAAAUGAUGUUAACUCUA